Molecule: messenger RNA, 346 nt
Organism: Mucor mucedo
Lineage: Eukaryota; Fungi; Mucoromycota; Mucoromycetes; Mucorales; Mucoraceae
Exons: 2
Coding region: 1-237 (78 amino acids)
Source: RefSeq, a predicted model, not a curated record
AUGAUCCAUUGGCGUACUCUCUUAUGGACGCAGUUAGUGCUUCUCCUAUGCAUCAAGAAACACCAGCAGCUUUCUGUGAUUGACGGUGAUGAGCAUACUUGCCCGCAUUGCAAUGAAUUCAGAAACAAGAAUCAGAAUAAUCCGGCACCUGCAAUAACCACCAUCAUCAUGUCCGUCGGUUAUAUGCUUGCACAAACGCUUGCAGAAACAAAAAACGAGGGAUCUUAUGCAGUCUAGAGUGGACUGGGAAACAAGUCAAGUUGAAAUUCGUGAUUUUUUCGACGGUCAAUAUUACAAGGAAUUUGUCAAUUCAAAUGAGUUCUCCAAUCCAGAUGAUGUUCCUAUC